AUUGCAAACUCAGCGUAGUACGAUUUGGACAGACAAUAACAAAAAAGGAACGCAUUUAACUUUUUACAGUAUUUCGCAAGUACAGUAACUAAAUUCCUAUUGAGAGUGGAAAUUAAUUGUUAGAUCACUUCCUGAAAUGGCAGAAGCACUGGAGGUUACCACGCCGAUUGACGGGGAAGAAAAAGACAAAAUGCUGCAGUCGCAGUCCCUGUCGGACAAUAUCGACUGCCCUAUCUGCCUCCAGUCAUGCAUCCAUCCCACAAGGCUUCCCUGCGGUCAUAUCUUCUGCUUCCUCUGCGUCAAGGGAGUAGCCAGCAAGAACCGACGGUGUGCUCUGUGCCGUCGAGACAUUCCACCCGAAUGCUUGGAACAUCCGGAAUUGGUGCGGGGCACUCAGGACCUCAGCACGAGUUCAGGAAGUGAGAUCCGGUGGUUCUACGAGGGCAGAAACGGUUGGUGGCAGUACGAUGUUCGCACCAGCCAGGAAAUAGAGGAUGCCUAUGCUCGCAAGGAGAAGACCUGCUCAAUUCUCGUUGCCGGCUAUCUCUACUGCGUAGACUUUGAAUCUAUGAUCCAGAUGCGUCAAGAUGAUCCAUCGAGACGUCGUCGGGUUAAGCGGGAUUUAGCGUCGGUGCCAAAGAAGGGUGUAGCCGGCCUUCGUAUAGAUAGCAAUAAUGUUGUUGUGACCGAUGCAACGCCAACAACAUCGGAAAUCACAACCAGUGAGCCAGUUCCUACGUCUGCCAAUCCAAAUCCAGCUUCAUCGCACACUGCCACCGAUGCAGCACUUCGGAUUGCUUCCCACCUGCUCGACUCGAUGCUCACCCAGUCCGAUGACUAUCAGUCUUCGGAUGAGACUAGCCGGGAUAUCAGUCAGGAGAUCUUUGAUGAUUCUGGUGAUCUUCUCGAGGGCAUUCGGAAUCUCACAUUGCGGAACUUUGGCGAGGAGUCCAGUGACACGGAUAGCGAUCUGGAAAUUGUCCUCUGAAUUUAUUCGAAUCCUUAAGCUUCUGAUUUAUUCAUGAAGCAUCAGCAAUUUUUUUCUCAAGAGCUGUAUUUAUUGCAUAUAAUAUUUAGUGUAUGUAUGUACAUGAUGAGUACGCUCAACGCUCCAACGGUCCCUAUCUUCAAAAAUGAAUUUAAUAUGUAGAUGGAAUGGCGCUAUUGUCAAUUUGAGGCAACAAAGUUAUGAAUAUUAUUUUUUGAAAAAUUUA
Molecule: messenger RNA, 1214 nt
Organism: Phlebotomus papatasi
Lineage: Eukaryota; Metazoa; Arthropoda; Insecta; Diptera; Psychodidae
Gene: Rnf146
Product: E3 ubiquitin-protein ligase rnf146
Exons: 4
Coding region: 137-988 (283 amino acids)
Biological process (GO): Wnt signaling pathway; ubiquitin-dependent protein catabolic process
Cellular component (GO): cytoplasm; nucleus
Molecular function (GO): ubiquitin protein ligase activity; zinc ion binding; poly-ADP-D-ribose binding
Source: RefSeq, a predicted model, not a curated record